This is a messenger RNA of Fibroporia radiculosa, 3783 nucleotides long. RefSeq lists its product as uncharacterized. The record is from RefSeq and is a predicted model, not a curated record. The coding region runs from base 1 to 3783 and encodes 1260 amino acids. The transcript is spliced from 2 exons. NCBI's taxonomy places the organism in Eukaryota, Fungi, Basidiomycota, Agaricomycetes, Polyporales, Fibroporiaceae.
AUGGCAACUCUUACAGCGAACACGCUCCUUCCGAGUAUCAGUGAACAGGAUGCUUCUGGCAGUUCCGAGCCAAACAUCGAUCCAGACUCUCAGUGGAAGUAUGAAAUCAGGAGGACGAUCGAGCGCGAACUGCAGCCCAUGGUCGACAAGGCGCGGGAGGAGAAGGAGGAGAAGCUGAGAGGGUGUUUGAAUGACGAGGAGAAGGAGAGGGUGGUACAGGAUUAUGGGAACACGAUGGCAAGUAUUCGUCGGAUAGCGCAGGAGCGGUAUGAUUUUUUCAUGCGGGAGAGAGAAGAGCAACAGGCAUCGAGCGCUAGCGCGGAGUCGAUGGAAUACAGCGCAAUAGUUCGGGAACAGCAGGCUCUCCUCGAUCAAAUUCGAAGAGAGCGAAGCGUGCGGCCGCGUUAUGAUUCCGCGAUCACCGAAAUGACUAUUGGCCAGGAUGGAGAGGAUGCUGCUGGGCUCUCGGGCACAGAUGACAGCCAGAUGCCUGUAGAUCAAUCUCAGAGUGCCGGCUUGGGGCAGCAGCCGAGAAAUUCGCGGCCAGUUAGUGGAUCGAAGCCCUUCGGGGGGAUUACGGCCGGUUUUCAGAAAGUAUCACAAGUGUCUUCCCCUAGUCCGACUGUUGCUGAGCCUGAGGAGAGGGGGGUCAGUCGUCGACCAAGUGCUGCCUCUUUGUCAAAAGCAAGGGGACAGGAGAUAUGGCGUCCUGCUGGGGCAACAGACGACAGACCAGCUACGUCCAGAACGUUUGCUCAUGCUGCAGCGACGCCAGACAUCCCUGUUACCCCCACGAGACGGGAUAGCGUCACGAGCGAUGCGCCCAGGGGUCCUUCGCGGUCAGGCAGUGUUCGCUAUGAUGCUAGAUACAUCGCUGAACCAGAUGUGGAGGUCAACAUAGGGUCGUGGAAGGAGAAGGGCGAGCUCGAAGCCGUCGAUCAGCAAUGGACGACAGAGAGAACUAGAGAUAGACAGAGUCAGAACUCCAAGAUUCCGCCGAGACUUUCUGGAAAUGACUUCAACUCUCGCAGGUCCGAGGAUCGUCCACAGAUGCAGAAUGGUACGACGUCUUCUGGAUGGCCCACGCAGCCGCCGACGCCUGCAAGCGCGCACCUUUCCCGACCGGGCUCUCUAGGAGGGACGGACUACUUCCAACUGCCGACUGAUCAUACGGGGAUACCAAUUCGAGCAUCGUCGCAGAUGUCAGGACACCGAGGGUCGCCCGAGUACGUCCGCCAACAGCAGUCGGGAGUCUCUGCGACCAGGCCGAUUCCACAUAAACGGUCACUUACCGCCGAGAGUGAGGUUCGUCAGCCGCAGGUCAGUCCCAGCUGGGGGUCAUUCCAAGGGCCCCCAACAGGGCAGGCGAUUUCAAAUGUCAAAGUUGGUAUGCGCACCGGCAGCAGAAGAUCUUUCACAUCUGAUGACGGGGGUCGCCAGCUUCAAGGAAGUCCACGGCCGCGACUCUGGAACGGGCCGGAGAGUAUCCCUCACAGUCCUCGACGUGAUUCCACGGGUUCGCGUUCAAAUUUGUCGCGCUCGUCGAAACAGGAAACGUAUGGCCGCGUCGGCUCCGAUUGGCGACAUCUACCCGCCUACGAUGAACAAUCUGUUGACUCAGGCGAAAGCGAUUGGGAAGAUGACGGCUACGGUAUUCAGUCCCUCGAGAGGAGAGAAGAUGAGGCGAGACGUAUGACAGAGGAAGCGCAGCGAAAGGCCGCAGAGAUACGGAAGAAGGAGGAGGAAGCCAAACGGAGGGAAGAUAGUAUAAGGCGGAGAGAGGAGGAAGUCAGGCAGCGCGAAGAAGAAUUGAGGGGGAAGGAGAAGGACGCCGAGCAGCGAGAAGAGGAUGCAAGGCGAAGAGAGGAAGACGCAAGACGGAGAGAGGACGAUGCGAAGCGGAAAGAGGAGAGUGUGAGGCGUAGAGAGGAAGAUGUGGGGAAGCGUGAACAGGUAGUGAGGCAGAAAGAGGAGGACCUCAAACGACAGUCGGAGGAAGUGACGCGGCGAGAACAAGGAAUCAGACGCGCCCAGGAGGAGAUGAAGCGGCAGGCGGAGGAAGCGAAGCGUCAGAAAGAGGAAAUGAAGCGGGCGGACCAAGAAGCUAACCAGAGGAGACGGGAGCUACAAGAACAGAUGGGAGAGGUCAAGCAGAGGGAAGAAGAGGUUGGACGCAAAGAGCAGGAGGUUUUACGGCGAGUGGAGGAAGUAAAACGGAAAGAGGAAGACGUGAGACGUAGGGAACAACGAACCUCCCGAGAUGCGGAAGACACGAAGCGUCGAGCCCAGGAAGUUUCUCAGAAAGCCGAGGAGAUCCAGGCACGAGAGUCCGAGAUUACCCAACAAGCCAGGGAGGCGAAGCGUAGAGAUCAAGAAAUCACGCGCCGAGAAGAGGGAAAUCGCUCUAGGGAAGACGAGUCAAAGCAGAGAGAAGAGGAAUUGCGACAGCGCGAAGAGAGGCUAGAUCGCGAGCAGUUGCAAUUGCAAGCCAAGCAAGAUGCAUUGCGGCAGAGCGAGCUGAAACGACGGGAAGAGGAGUCAAGGUUGAAGGUGCAGAGGGAAGAGGAAGCGAGAUUGAGGGAGGAAGCAAAGUUAAAGGCGCAGAGGGAUGAGGAGCUGAAGUUGAAAGCACAGAGGGAUGAGGAACUAAGAGCGCAAAAGGACGGAGAAGCGAAGCUAAGAGCGCAGAGGGACGAAGAAGUGAAGUUAAAGGCGCAAAGGGAGGAGAGGCGACGGGCGGAGGCGUCCCGGCGCGAAGAAGAGGAACGCCUCAAAGCGCAGCGGCGAGCAGAUACGGAGCGUCUGAGGGCAGAAGAGGAGGACCGGCGGUACAGCGAGGAGCUCGCCCGACAGGAGGCAGAGCAAACGGCACCUCAGCUAGCAGCAGACGGUAAUUUCCUAAGGGAACAAGAGGUCUUACUGCGACAUGCCCAAGAACGCAAACGACAAGACAACUUCCCGCAUGAGAACGGUCGUUCUCCAGCCACUCCACAGCCGUCGACGUCUCAUUCCGCGCCACGAAAUAUUCCAGGUCGAAGUGCUUCGAUCUCGAGCACUGCAUCCGGGGACCGUAGUAGCACGGCCUCGUCUAGUGUCGGCAGUACGUCGGGCUUCUCGUUCUCUAGCCGUUCCAGUGCCUCCAUGUCUAGCCAAACGUCGACGGCUACUACCGCAGGUACGCCCAAGGCUUCCGCAAAAUCUCCUGCUUGGAAGGCAUCGAAUUCAUCUUCUGGAGGUUCUGCCUGGAAGGCUCCGCCGAGUUCACCUAUGACAACAGAGUACUCGCCUAGUCCUGUACAAGAUGAGGACGAGUGGCAGCGCCGUCAAGAGGAGUACGCAAGACAGCAGCAAGACCUAUACCGACGGAUGAAGGAGAAAGAGCGGCUGGCGCAGUCGACGAAGCAGAUGACCAAGGACGACGUUAUUAAGCUAUUUGAGGAGCACGAGGGCUGUUGGAGUAGGAUACCAACUAUGGACGUCUUGAGCUGGUAUUCGUUUCCUUGGCCGGUAUUGAAGAUUCCCAAGGGCCCGGAGGACUUUAGCUUGGCUGCGAUCGAUGCCUAUAUUUUGUCACCCCAUCAUCCGAAGGACAAGACAAAGAGCCCGAAGGAUCGGAUUAAAGAGAACAUCAGGAAGUGGCACCCGGAUAAAUUCAACGUCCAGUAUUUGUCAAAGGUGCGGGACGAUGAGCGGGACAGAGUCAAGGAGGGCGCCGAAGCUGUUGCUGGAUUCUUGGGCGAUAUGUUGAGACGCCAGUCAACGACCGCCGAUUUGUUUGCAUAA